AUGUAUUUAUUUUUAAUGACAAUUAAUUUAUUAGAAGUGUAUUCAUAGAUUUAAUAGAAAUAUAUUGUUUUUUUCUUCUAGUUAUUCAUCGAAAUAAUGAAUAUUUUGAUAUUAAAUUUUUUUUCCAUAGAUUCUUUUGUUCACCUAAAUAACUAAAAAUUAAAUAAAUUAAACAAUAGAAACAUCAUAAAAAAUAUUAAAAAAAUGAUAUUCUUAGUAUUAACUUUGAUUGGUUUUUUAUACUUAAAUACUUAAAAUUUAAAGUUGAAAAUCAUAUUUUUAUUAUCAUAAUUAUUAAUUAUUACGAACUCUUCGAAUUCCUGUCCAACAUAAACAUAUUUAGAAUGCGCAACAACUGGAUAAGACUUGAUGUAAACAUUUAUUGUUAAAUCUGAUGCUACAAUGAAAAAGGAGGAUAUUUUAGUAUUAGUCUACGAAAAAUAAAUAGACUUGUAUUAGCUUUCUGAUUAUACAAAGAUAGUGGAUAUAAAGAUUCCUGCAUUUAUUUUGAUUUAAAUAUUCAAUAGUUAAACUUAAAAUGAUUGUUAAAUAGUAGUAUUUGCUAUAAAUAAAAUAUAUUUUUUUUCAGUUAACAAUGCAGCUCUUUAAAAAGUGCUUAAUUUGGAUGAUGAAUAAAUUAUUUUUGAUAAUCAAAUGUGUGCUUCAGCUGAUUUAGGUUAUUUUGUCUCUAAAACAAAAGAAGAAAAAUUAGUAGUCUAUGAUUACUUGAAAAAAAAGAAGCAUUUGUUAGAUGAUAAAUUAGAGCCAAUAUUUAUUUUUAGAUGCCAGUUCAUAGUUAAAUAAGAUGAAGAUACCUUUAAAUUAGUUAUUACUGAGAAUGAACUAGCAAUUAGUUUAUAUGAAUCCAAUAAAACAUUUUUAAAUUUUACUAAGCUGAAUUACAUGAAUAGUGAAUAUUAAAUUUUUGAUUGGUUUUUUUUUGAUGGAAAUAGAUUAGCUGUUAAAUCAACUGAUUUUUAAAGAGUAGAUUAUCUACAUAUGAUUAACUUAAAUAAUUUUGAGAUAGAAUUAGUUCAAAAUGUUAACAUUUAAUUUUAAGUUUAUUAUUCGAGUAUACACAAACUUUGGUUAACUACUUAUGGCUCUGGUAGCUUUUACAUAAAUGGAGAGAUUUUUAACUUUGAAAUGCCAGAAAAUUUUUAAAUUGAUAUUUCUGAUUCAAUUAGCACAGAUACUUCAUUUACAAGAUAUGACUACUAACAUUUUAUUAAACUGGCAGUCAAUUAAGAAUAGUCUGAGAUUGCUUUAAUAAGUUAUUAAGCAAUUUAUUUAUUUUCAUUACCUGACUUCAAAUUUAUUGCUAUCAAGUAAAUAACAAAAAAAUAUAUAUCUGAAAUAAAAUAAAACUAUGUAUAUUAAGAGAAUAUCUUAAUAGAUUUUUACAAGUAUCAUUGGUAAGUAUAUGACACUAAAAGAUUGAAGCUCAUAUUUGAUAACUAUUGCAUUGAGGGAUUUUAAGUUUUUGAUGAAUUGAUUGUUGAUAUUUACUUAGAUCUAGACAUAAACAGACUUACUAUAUUAGAUUUAUUUGGAAGUGGAUUUUUUGCUAAAUAUGAUACUGGUGAGCCUUAUUUCAGAUUUGUUUCAAAUCAAUCUAGAAGUUAAUGGCUGGUCUUAGCAGAUUAAAAUUUAAUAAUAAUUUGGAGUACUUAGUAGCUUUCAGAGGUAUAGUUUUAUGAUUACUUAACAGGAGAUUAAAUUGCUACAAUAUUUGAAUUGAAUGAUUAUGUAAUAUUUAAUUGCUAUUACCCAAAAAGUAAGAAUCUACUUUUAGUUGACUAUUCAGGAACAUUAAUAGUAAUCAACAUAUAGUCUUAAUAAGUCAUUUAAAAGCUCAUUUUGACACAAACUAAGUAAUUUACAUGUAACAAAGAUGAUGAUCAAUUCUUUCUCCUAAGAACUGACAAUUAAGUUAUAAAAUUUUAAUCAAUUAGAGAUUUAAAUUAAACUUUACUCCUAAGCUAACUAACUUAAAAAAUAGAAUCUACCACUUAAAUUUUGUAUGGAUCUUAAAAGUUGUUUCUAAUGGCUUCUACUCUAUCCUUUCCUUAUGUUUUAUAGAAAAUGGAUUUUUAAACAGGAGAGAUUAUUCAGAUUUUAAUAAAAUGCAAUAGCCCUUACUUGAAUGUUAAUAAUGAAAACUAUUUAACUGUAAUUUGCUAAGAUAGAGUAUAUAUAGAAGGGAUUUCAGAUGAUAAUAAACAAUUCAAAAAAUAUUUAAAUAUUCCAACUUAGCAUUAAAGAUUAAAAUUUGCUUUGAUUGACGAUAUUUAUGCAUUUGUUAUUAAUAUUUAUGGAGUGCUAUUGUAAUUUAAUUUACCAGAAGGCAAAUUGGUAAAUACGAUAGAACUUCACAGCAGUUAUUAGCCCAAUACAGUUUUAAUUGAUUCAGUAAAUAAAAUGCUCAUUAGUGGAGGAAGUGAAGGUAGAAUAGUUAAAUACAGUUAUAUAUAGAAAUAGAUAGUUAAAAUAUGGAAAUCUUAAGAAAUUCUUGUGAUGAAAUUAGAUUUAGUUAAUAAUAUUCUUAUUCAUUCUAGUUCGAGUUUUAUUUAUUCUAGGAAUUAUAUAGAUUCAGAUUUAACUUAAUAGUUGAUAGCAAAUGUUUAAGCUUAAAAAUAACUUGUCAUUGUAGAUGAUGAUUAUGAAUAUGUUCUUCGUCUGACAUCAACAAAGAGCAAAAUUUUAAAUGGAAUUUUUGUUUAUCCUGACAUAAAUGUAAUUGUUGGAUAUGGAGAUAAAUUAUAUUUUUGGGAUUAUAUUUAAAUGGUGAAAAUUCAAACAGUUUCUGGUUAUCAUAACAAAAAUAUUCAACAAUUCGAAUAUGUACCAUAAUUAAAAUUAAUAUUUAGUGCAGGGGAAGAUUCAAUAAUAGUUAUUUAUGAUUCUGAUAUAUUUGAAUAUAUAAGCUCAACGACUUUACCUUUGAGUUGUGAAGGAAUUACUUAAAUUGCACUUUAUAAAGUCAAUUACAUUUUUAUAGGGUGCUAUUCUGGCGAAAUAUAUUUAUACGCUAUUGAUGCUAUCGAGAAAAAACUUAAUUAUAAAUUAGAGAAUACUUCUUUAGAAUAGUUUGCAAUUAAUAAAAUGAUCAUUAAUGAAUCAAAAGAUGAAAUUUACAUUUAUUCACUAUCAUGGAAUGGAUAUCUCUUUAACAUUAAUCUUAUACUCUAAGGUAUAUGGAAGAAUAUAUCUACAAUUUUAGGUAUUUAUGGCGAGAUUGACUUUAAAAGAAACAUUAUAGUUAGUAUAGAUUAAAAUGGAUUCUUAAUAGCUUUGAAUAGAUUUUAAUACGAGCAUACUAUAUAUGAGUAAAUUCAUAAUGGGAGAAUUUGGGAUCUCAAAUUGGUAGUAAGCUAGGGCUAUGUUAUUACAGUUGGAGAUGACAAAUUAAUUUAGAUUAGAAACUAUGUUAAAAAUGACCAUAAAACUAUUAGCACUUAUUUUGGUAAAUAUUAGCUCAGGAAUAUUGUAUUUGAUGAAUUUGCUAACAUUGUUAUCGUUACUGAUGUAAAUGGAGGAUUAUUACUACUUGAAUAUCCUUCUCUAUUUCUCAAAUAAGAGUUUAGAUAAGAGACAAAUAGCUUAACUAAGCCAGUAGGAAAAUGGCUAUAAAAUAUUUUAUUUACUGCAUUUGAAUAUGAGGGCUUACUUAAUAUUUGGAACUAUGAAGGAUUGUUACGUGACACUUUUAUUUUUGAAUCAAGGAAAGAACUUGGUAUUAUUAAUGCCCAAAGAAAUGAAAGAAACUCUUCAGAGAUUUUUUACAUUGACACAAGUCUUUAAAUGAUGAAAUGGAAUUGUAAAUAUGGAACCAAAGAUAUUCUUGGUGUAAUUAAGAAUAAUGAAUUUCCUUUAUAUACUAAUAUAUUCUAAGUUCCUUCUUAAAAUUCCUUAAUAUUUGUGGAUUUUAGAGGAAUAUAUCAUAUUAGAGUAGAUGAUUUGAAAUUAAUCAAUUAUUUUGAUCAAGGUUGUAUUUCAGCUGUGCAUAAUUUCUAAACUUAAAAAGUGUUUUAAAAUAAACAGAAGAGACAAUAAUAUUUAUUUUGCCAGAAAGAAUAUAAAAUUAUAGCUUAUGAGCUACUAAAUGACGUGGAGCUUAAGGUAUCAUGGGAAAUAAAUCCUCCAUUAAAAGAAUAAAUAGAAGAAUUAAACAUGGAAGACGCAGACAAUGAAGAAGGAAAUGACAACAUGACUAUUGAGGAAAAAAUUAAAUCCUAUAUAGACCUAAUAAAGAUAGAUCCUGUUUCAAACCUAUUAUUUUUUACUUAAUCUUAAUCUUUUUCGAUUGUUGUGUAUAAUUAUCAACUAAAAAAAUAUAUAUAUAAAAAGUAAGAUCACUCUUAGAUAAUAAACAAUAUUCUUGGAGAUUAUUCUGAUGAGAGUUCUAGAAGAAGAAUAAUUUCAUAUAGCUGGGAUGGACUUAUAAAUGUUUAUGAAUUCAAUUCAAAAGGUGAAUCAUUUACUCUUUAUAAGUAGCUAUAUCUAUGUGAUCCUAAUUAUAUGUAAUCUCCUUUUCUAAAUAAUUUUUCUGUAACUCCAGAAAUAAUACAAGACAAUAGUAAAUGUAUAAUAAGUAAUAUUUAUUUAGCUGAAGACUAUUUGAUUGCGUAUACACCAUAAUCAUUCAAUAAUGUUAAAGUCUUUUCAUAUCCAGAUCUUGAAUUUUUAACAUGCUUACCAUCUCCUACGAAUGGAUAUACUUUAGCUAUAAAAACAGACAAAUAAUAUGACAUGAUAGUUUUAGCCUCUAGCUUUCACUAUAUAAUUAUCUCAUAUAAAACCUUAUAAGUCAAAUCAAACUUGAGAAAUUUAAUAGUGUUUGCAUAAUAAAAAAUAAAAGAUCUCAUAAUUUUAUCUGAUGAGUAUAUUCUUAGUCAGUUUAGUUAGAGUUUUUUCUUGAUAAAAGUAAAUGAGGCUAAUGAAAGCAGCAAGCAAAUUUAGAAAUUUACAUAAUAAAAGAAUUAAUUUGAUAGAUUUAGCUUUAAUGUUGAUAAAAAUAUAUUCUACGGUUAAGAUAACUUAUCAAUCAAGAUGACUAUAGCAAAUAGUAAUUCUAUGGUAGAAUUUUUACUAGUUGUAAAAGGUUCCUAAUAAUGUUUAGUUGAAUUCAACCCUCACUGUAGUUAGCAUUGUAUUAAGAAAACUAUAAAAAAUAUAGAAUAAUUUAACAUUAUAUCCAAGGAGGUAUAUGAGAUAGAGAGUUUUAAUUUUGUCUUUAAUCUUCACUCAAAGGGUGAAAUAAGUGAAUUUCCCUCUUUUGAGUUUUCUUAAAAAACUAAUUUAACUUACCAGGUUAAAUUUAAUUAAGAGGAUGUAAAAUUGUAACAAGAUGGAGAGAGUAAAAAAAAUGAUUCAUCACAAAAUUAAAAAGAACCCCUAACUAGUCCACCUUAUUUAAAUAAUACAGAUUAUAUUGACACAGAAAAUAGAAGCUUCGAUCCUGCUUCAUUUUUUCCUGAGCAAUCAAUAGAAAAUAGAGAUAGUAUAGUGAUUUCUCCUAAAUUUGCAUCAAGUGUGAGCAACUUUAAUUCUGUCACUAUUAAAAAUAUGCUUUUAAAUUUAAAUAAAAUUUAAUUUGAAUAAAGUUUUGAAAAUAUAACAUUGUUUACUAUGAAAGAUGUUGAAUUGACCUAAUUCAAUACUGUAAAUAUCCGCUAUUUUGUUUUUGUAAACAUCAAGCAAAUUAACUUACAUGAUAUUUUGAUUUAAAAUCAGUUAAUUAAGAAAAGUUUGAUUUUCCUUUUACAGUCUUUUGAUAGCGCCAACGUGCUUAAUUUAAAAAUUGAACACUGCAGAGCUAUUUACAAAUCUACAAUCUUAUAAAUAUAGUAUGUACCUUAAAAUAUAUCCAAUAUGUCUAAGGAAUUUUACCUAAAUGGAUUAACUUUUUACAACAACACCUAUUUUGAUGGAAGUGCAGUCAUUGUUGCCACACAAACAAAGGAAUCUGUAAUAAAAAAUGUAAAUGCUACUAAUAAUUCAUAGAGCAGCUUUAUGAAAUCUACCAUUUUGCAACUUUUUAUAAACCGUAUUGUGUUUAUGUCAUAAAUUAAUUACCAAAAUAAUACAGGAAUUUUAUUUUUAAUUUCUCAGCCAUACUAUGAAAGCAGACAUUAAAGUUUACUUGAAACAAGAACAAUCUUUGAAGACGAAUUUUAUAUUGACAAAAUGACUAUAAAAGAUAAUAUCAAUGAAUUUGAUGAUUCAUUUUUUAUUUAAAUAAUAUCGAACAAAUUCUAACUUAAUAAUUUUAAAGUUAUAUCUAAUAAGUCGUAACAGUCAGGUGUUUUAUUCAUUUUAAAUAGUAAGGGAGGACUGCAAAAUGCUCUAUUUGAAAAUAACAAAUCAGACUUAUAUUCAAAUUUAUAUAUAUCAAGUUCUGUCAUUUAAAUUGAAGACUCUGAAUUUAUCUCUAACAAUGGUUAUAACGGAGGAGUUGCUUUAAUUGAAAAAUCUGAAAUUAAUAUAUCUAAUUGUAAAGCGAUAAAAAAUGAAGCUACAGAUGGUGGUGUUAUGUAUAUUAGAAACGGCUUAAAAAAUAGUAGGAUUCGUAAAUUUGAAUUUAGAGAAAAUUCUUCUUCGGGUAGUGGAGGAUGCUUGGUUUUGGAUAACUCUGAUAUAGAUUUAAGUGAAAAUACUUUUAUCUCUAAUAGAGCUGAAAUAGGUGGAGCAGUCAGAUAUAUAAAUUUACAGCCAUCAUUUAUGAGAAAUCCAACUAGUAGAUUGAUCCAGGAAACAGAAAAUUAAGAAAUAUAUUCUCAAGAUUCAUGUGGAACAUAUUCUUCUAACUUUUGCUCAGACAACUAAGGGAGAUUAUUUGGUAAAAAUAUUGGUUCAUAUGUGAGUUAAAUUGUGCAAGUAGAAAAGUAAGGAAAUGAAGAAAAGUUAAUUGAGUAAAAAGAAUUUCAAAAAAAUUUAUUUAAAGAUAUUAGAAGUGGAUAGAAUGAAAAAUAGGUAGUAUUUGAGCUAUUAGACGAGUUUAACUAAAAAGUGGAUUUCUCAAACGUCAACAUUUAAUCUAUGAGCCCAUCUCUAGUUUAGGAGCUAAAAUAAUUCACAACAAAACUAAAUAAAGUACCUAAUUAAUAAUAAAAUUACACAAAGUUUUCUAAAAGUAAUGUAACUGAUAAUUUUGGAAAUUCUAAUAUUUAAAUAGAUGGAGAUGUUUUUUAGGAUUAUUUUAAUGGAAAAUUUAUUUUUGAUUAGUAUUCCAUCGAAGGCAUACCUAAUAGCCAGACUGUCAUAAAGUUGGAAGUUAAUCCGUUAUAUGUUAUUGAUCCACAAACAUAUGAAUUUUAAAAAGGAGAUGACAUUUAUUUAAAUGUAACUUUUAGAAAUUGCGAAAUUGGUGAAAUCCCAUUAAAAUCAUGUCCUACAUGCUCCACUAUUAAUUGUUAAGAGUGCCCAUUAGGAACUUAUUCAUUAGAAAAUCCUGAAUAAGCAACUGCUUGCAUGAAAUGUGAUUAUAAAACAUCAGUUUAUUGUAAAAAAAAUAUAAUCAAACUAAGACAAGGAUUUUGGAGAGAAAACGAGAGCACAGAUGUAAUUCAUUACUGUAAUAAUUUUCCAUAGAGUUGCAACGGAAACGAAUCUACUCAUUAUUGCUCGAUCGGAUAUAUAGGUCCUUUAUGUGAAACAUGCGAUUAUGAAGGAAAAGUUUGGGGUGAGAGUUAUGGAAAGUCUAAUUUAGUAAAUAACCACAUUGAUAGUUGUUAAAGGUGUUCUGAUAUAAAAAAAUAGUACUUAAAUUUCUUUAUUAGCGUGCUGGCGAUAAUAGUCUUUGUGUUUAUAAUUAUUUUUGAAAUUAAUCGCUCUCAAGUAAACAAAUUAAUUCUGAAUUUGAUUCAUAUUUCAGGAAUGCAAGUGUUAGGAAACUCAGCAUUUUAAAAAUCUUAAAAGACUUAAUUGGUUAAACUGUUUAUACAUCACAUUUUGGUCUUAACUGCUAUGUAGAGCUUUAGAUUUGAUAUAAAAUUUUUAGAUUGGUUCUAAAUUAUUUUAUCACCCUUUAUGUUUAUGAACUCUACUCUAGACUGCAUUCUUUAUUAGCUAUCUAUUAACUUUCUUCCUCUGCAUUAUAUGAGGCUACUCUACUUCAAUAUUCUUAUACUGUUUUUACUUUUUAUAACUUAUUUAGCUUUUAAAAUUACUUAUUUGGUUCUGGCUUCUAAAAAAAAUGAUUCGGAAAAAAUAUCUUUACAACUCUACUUAAAUUCAAAAAACUCUUUAAUAUCACUUUUGAUAGCUUUUGCUUUUAUAUUCUAGUAAAACAUUAUAUACAGUCUCUUUUCUGUAACUUCCUGUAGGUAAAUAGGUUAAUAAUAUUAUAUAUCUAGCUAUUUGACAGAAAAAUGCUAUACAUAAUAAUACUAUACGUAUUCAUUUGCUAUUGUUCUUCCUUUACUCUUUAUCUGGGCAAUUUUAUUCCCAUUCUUGCUUUACUACAAAAUAAAAAUUUCCUAAAUUUUAAAGCCAACUUUCACCAAUUCUGUAAGAUAGGUUGGAUUUAUGACUUGCGACUAUAAAAUAUAAAAUUCUCAUUGGGAGAUUUUUAAAAUUUAUAUAAGAAUUUUUAUAGUGACAAUUUUGUGCUUCUUCUAAAAUGACAACUUUAGAAAAGGAUUUUACAUCUCAAUUAUUCUAAUGGCAUAUCUUUAAUAGCUUUCGAAAAAGAAACCCUACAUAUAGAAUGAAUUUUAGGAAUCUGAUUAAAUUUGUUCAUUUAUAGAGAUUAUAAUAAUGCUUCUAAUUUCUUAUUAAAAUACUAUUCAAAAUGAAUUAGAGCAGCAGAUUAUAAUUUAAAUAGUAACUAUGCUUUCAACUUUUAUUUUUGCAUUCCUGCUUUUGAAAAUAGUAAGAGAAAUUAUAAUAUCCUAUCUAUUGAAUUGUUAAUAAUAGUCUCUACUUAAAAAAAUUAUCAAUAAUUUGUUUAAUAAAUUGGCUAAUAAAAUAAAUUAUGAUCACCCAUAACUCAAAUAAUAUUUAUAAAAAAAUGUUUUUUCUAUUUAUUCGAUAAUAUUUUUGAGAAGCAGCUCUCAAAAAAAGAUGAUAAUUUGGUAGUUUCUCAGAAAGCAAUUUCUUGAUUUUAAGAAAAGAAAAUAAGAUAAUGAAAAUGCUAAGUUCUUCUAAGAUGAGUCUCAAUAUUAUACAAAAAUUAGUAAAUCUUUAAACCAAAUAACUGGUGGUGCUUAGCAAAAUAAAAACUUAAUUUUUUAACUAUCGAAUAUAGUAGAUUAAAAUAUAAAAUGUGUAUAAACUUAAGAUACUUUGGAGACUAACUAACUAAAAUCAAAACAUUCGUUAAUAGCUUAAAACUGCUUGUCUAACUUAAAGAAGAAAAGGAAAUUUAUUAAUAUCUAAGAAACAAGUAGUAAAUCUAACAUUAAGCAGGAGCAAAGUGAAAAAGAAAUAAAGAUUAUAAUUUCUUAAGACUCAGAUCAACAGCUAGACGAAAAAUGA
Tetrahymena thermophila SB210 is the source of this 9480-nucleotide messenger RNA. RefSeq names its product transmembrane protein, putative. NCBI's taxonomy places the organism in Eukaryota, Ciliophora, Oligohymenophorea, Hymenostomatida, Tetrahymenidae. Gene Ontology annotation, molecular function: protein binding. The transcript has 16 exons. The record is from RefSeq and is a predicted model, not a curated record.